Molecule: messenger RNA, 3063 nt
Organism: Rodentolepis nana
Lineage: Eukaryota; Metazoa; Platyhelminthes; Cestoda; Cyclophyllidea; Hymenolepididae
Source: the annotation of a GenBank genome assembly
AUGUGCGACCGUGAACUCCAAGACAGAAUUGUCAAUUGCAUUGCUGAAGUCGUGCAAAGUUGCAACAGCGCCCUACAUUCCGGAUGGCGUCCAAUAUUUGCUGCCCUACGUUCCAUCAAAGUUCCUUUUCUCGCCGAUGUCGAUAAGCCAGUACAAUGUGCCACACCUUUUCACUCUGCUGAUCAAAAUGGCUCUAAGGUAGAAUCUGAUGCUGACACUUCAACACAAGCCCCGAAGAUUCCUAAACAAAACCAUAUCUCUACGGUUUUGGAAGUCUUUGAAAUUUUCCUCUUCACUGAUGACGUAUUGGUAUUCUGUAACAUCGCUGUGGAUUGCGUUCGGUGCCUUUUGCGAUACCUUUCUGCUGGAGAAUUGGAUUAUAUUUACGUGGAUACCCCUUCUCUUAGAGAACAGCGCCCUAAUACAGUCGAAAAUGCCAUUGGCUCUGGAGAUGAACAAACACAAACUGUGAAGAGAAUAGACAGCGCAGAUGAAGUCUCAUCUGCUUUAUGUAAAGCAACCCUUCCGUUAUUGAGACGAUGCUGUGAAAUUCUUGGAUAUCUUUGGGGUUCUGCCUCGAAUGUCUUAUCAUCCCAGACGUCAUCUUCUACUGCUGAUUUUGUUCUAAGAUCAGCUAAGCGUCAGGCUUAUAUAAUCGCCGGUGGACCACCUCAGCUGAACCUUCAACCUUCUGUUCGGAGCUUCUCAUCGCUGAUUCUUCAUGAAAGGGUCAAGAAUCUCACACCUUGGUUCACAUCAACCCGAUUCUUUGAACCCACCCUCCAUACAAAGGUUCCAGUGGAUCCUGACUUAUGUACUCUUCGAAGUCUUGAUGAUAUUGAUCAGCCCUCUUGUGUCCUUCAUCUGUGGUUCUUAACUCUCGAAGGCAUUGUCAUGGCGAUAUGGAACUGCAAUCCUAUGGUUCAUCGAAUUGUAUUUGAUGAAUUCACCAGUCUUUUGAAUGAAUGUACAGAGAAGAUUUGUGGGGAAAAGGAAGUCCCUAUUUCUAAAAUUACUGAUGGAAUCGAAAGGGAGGAGCUCAAAUCUAGGCGUAUCGCGAUAGGUCCCUCAUUUGCUAUCUUCGUCAUCAAUCACGUGUUGAUGCCUCGGCUCCAAAUUGCCAUCUCCAGUAAUGCUUUAACCAGUUCGGCAAACGAAGACUCGAAACUGGACUCAUCGGAAUUUCAGAGCUAUUCUUCUCCGUUCACCUUGUUUGAGCAAAGGCCAGAUGAAUCAAUGCUUGCCAAUGAUAUCGACAAAGAUAGCGUUGUUUCAUCAAAACUCGCUUUUGUGAUCAGUCAAACCACUCAAUUGAUAAGCAGUCUAAUUAUCCGAUAUCAACAAAAAAGUAUCAACUUAUCUGGCGAAAUUGUGGGAAUUAAUUUAAUGCUACAUCAGUUCUUGAAUGGUCUCGUGGACUCUAUCAGCAUGCGCAAUGAACGAAUUUCUCGUUUAGCCACUUCGUGUCUUAGACAUUUGCUGAUAUCAACAGCUCCAUACUUGACAACACAUCAAUGGGAGAUUGUAAUUGGACAUUUAGAAGAAGCUUUUCGAGCCUGCUUAUUCCCAAUCCAUACACUCACCACUGUUUAUAUGGAUAGAGCAAUACGCUCACUGCCACAAGAUGCUGGUCUCCAAUUGGCUAAUCUUCGACCAAUUAGUGCAUCGAAUAAACUACGCCAACUCGCGCUACGACUCUUCCAAUUGCCUGGCCAGUUGGAUGAAAAUGUCGAGAAGGCGCGUGAUAGUAGUAAUGAGGACGAAGCGGAAAAAAUUGAGCAAUUUUGCUAUAAUUUUGAAUUUGUAAUUUUCCCACUUUGUUCUCAUGAGAGGGAAAGACCACCUUUGGACACCAUACCCUUAUCAUCACUCAUCUCAAGUCUCGUCAAUAUUAGUUUGCUAAUGCACAUAAUUGGCGAAGUUCUGCUCAACAAUGGGGUCGGUGAAAUUGAAAACUCUGUUCCCAAGUCUGUUCAGAAAUUGCUGAUCUUCGAUUCAUCUCUUAAUUUAAAUGUUUUUGAUCGAGACACAGGGAAAAUCAAAUCUCCAAUAAUAAGUCUUAAUAUUUUGGAAUUCUUUACCCGUUUGCCUCUCACAAUCGGUCUACAGCUUUUGAACUGCCUCGCUGAUAGCUAUACUGCCUUCUUUGAAUUCGAUCAAUGUGAUGGCGUGAAAAAGCUCAUUCAGAGGCUACUAAAGCUACCUUCCCCCGCAAACCUAUAUCAAUACUCACAUUUGACUAUAAUGGCUCUUCAGAUUACCCUUCAACAGAUUAUUCAAAACGGUCUAUCUACCGAGUUUUGUAGUCAACUUUCGAACGAAAUCAAGACCUCCUUUGGGGAUUUUGAUGAAAAUGUGCACAAGUUGCGAGUGGACAACUUCCGACGCCUCCCCAUGCAAAUUCCAAUUAGUACCACAAGGGGGGAAUUCGUUUCUCCCUUGCCUUGGUUAAAGAAAUUUAUGCCGGACCAAAGAGGAGGUCGACACAAAUUCGAAGAGUAUGCACGUCUUCUUGCAGGCUUAUCAACUCACUUAACUCAGCUUUACUUGCAUUUACUCGAUGUGAAGAGUGAGACACGGUCAAUUGAGGGUUCACCGAGAAAAAGAGCUGGUUCAACAACUACUGGGAUAGUCUAUACUACUGGAGGCGUGAUGACGGAGUCCGAACCGAGACGUAGAAUGAAAUCGGGGGUUAAGACUCUUCUAAUGAGUCCACGUCGAUUCACAGUAGAUGUGUCUACAACAACAGCGUUGUCGAAUAUGGAUAUGGAGAUUACAUGGGAUUGUCUAACAGAAGACAAGUGUGCUCGAAUAGCAUCACUUGCCGAGUCGCUUGCUGUACUUCCGGAAGGGUUCAUGGCAAUCGCGGUUGCCCUGGAAACAGCGCCCACAAAUUCACCGCCACCGUCGCCGUCCAUCUCCGCAUUUUCGGCACUGGAAGGCGUGUUUGCUUGCAGUGUUGCUCGUCUGAUUGCCGUUGCCGAGCAUGCGUCUUUACGCAGGGCACUGGCCUCGUGGUUUUUGAGACUUGUUCAAGAUCAAAAGCUGACAAGUCUGUCGUGA